Messenger RNA from Spathaspora passalidarum NRRL Y-27907, 579 nucleotides. RefSeq lists its product as uncharacterized. Lineage: Eukaryota; Fungi; Ascomycota; Pichiomycetes; Serinales; Debaryomycetaceae. The record is from RefSeq and is a predicted model, not a curated record. The transcript has a single exon. The coding region runs from base 1 to 579 and encodes 192 amino acids.
AUGAAAUUCUCUACUUUAGCUUUAACUUUAUACACUACAGCUUCGGUUUAUGCUGCUAUUGAUGCGGAAAAAAAAUUAGCAGCCAGAGCAGACGAAACUACUCCUGCUGAAACUACUCCUACUGAGACUACCCCAACUGAAACUACUCCUACUGAGACUACCCCAACUGAAACUACCCCAACUGAGACUUCUCCAACUGAAACUUCUCCAACUGAGACUACCCCAACUGAGACUACCCCAACUGAGACUUCUCCAACUGAGACUUCUCCAACUGAAACUUCUCCAACUGAGACUUCUCCAACUGAGACUACUACUGAAACUACUCCUACUGAAACUACUACUACUGAGACUUCUCCAACUGAAACUUCUCCAACUGAGACUUCUCCAACUGAGACUACUACUGAAACUACUCCUACUGAAACUACUACUACUGAGACUACUCCAGAACAGCAGACCACUACCCCAACCGCAACUGAAACAACUCCAGCUGUUCCACCAGCUGAAGCUGCCGCCGGCGGAGUUGCUCCACAAUAUGGCUUUGCAGUUGCUGCAAUUGCCAUUGGUGCUGGUUUGAUCUAA